CGGAGGUUCCAUUUGUAUAAAACCUAUCUGACGGAAUCCCCUUGGAGGAAAUGUACAGAUCCACACAGUCUAGGGCUUGCAGUCGUUUCAGUUAGACGGCCUUAUAGACGGCAUACACUAUUUGAAAAAUAAUUGUACAACACUGUAUUACAAACUUUUAGCAGCAAACAUGAAAGUGUCAAGCAUAGAUUGCCGUCGCCUCAAGAAGAUUAUCAGGAAGGAAUGUGGAAGCUCUCUAAUUGUGGAUUGUCGACCUUAUUUUUCUUUCACAAACUCUAAUAUCAAAGGCUCGGUCAAUGCCAACCUGAACUCGGUUGUUGUCCGGAGAUCCAGAGGAGGGCCGGUACCUCUUCAGUUUGUGAUCCCGGAUGAGAAAGCCCUGUUACGGCUACGAGAGGGGAGCAUAUCGUCAGUGGUAGUUCUGGAUGACCGGGCUCCUCACUGGCAGAAACUGAAAAAGGACAGUAUCGCACAGAUUGUGAUUAAUACACUCACUCAUCUGGAGAGCGGGGCAAAUAUCUGUUUUCUAAAAGGUGGCUUUGAGAACUUCCACGGGCAGUACCCUGAACUCUGCACAGAGGUCGUGAAACCCGCCGGUUUCGACCAGAACAACGGAACUGAAACCGGAAAGUGUAGGUCAAGCAUCUCCCUGUGCUGUGAGAAACUGGGCUCCAACCUCAAACCAGAUUACGAUCAGGGCAAGCCAGUUGAAAUCCUUCCCUUCCUGUACCUGGGCAGUGCCUAUCAUGCCUCCAGGCAAGACUAUCUCAGUGACCUUGGGGUCACGGCCCUGCUGAACGUCUCACGGAGGGACACAAGGCCCUCCAAGGGCCACUACGACUACAAGUGGAUCCCAGUGGAAGACAACGUCACGGCAGAUAUCAGUUCGCAUUUCCACGAGGCCUUCCAGUUCAUCGAUCACGUGAAGCAGAAAGGGGGCAGGGUCCUGGUACACUGCGAAGCCGGCAUCUCCCGCUCUCCCACCAUCUGCCUUGCCUACAUCAUGAGCACCAAGCGGCUGCAGCUUGACGAGGCCUUUGACAUCAUCAAACGGCGACGUGCCCUCAUCUCGCCCAACUUCAACUUCAUGGGUCAGCUGCUGCAGUUCGAGUCCGAGGUCCUGUCUUCGACGCCCCUCGGCGCAGCGACACCCCCGGAGCCCGCCGCCAAGCCGACCUCCCCUUGUGGCUUGGCCAAGGAGGCAGUCUCCUUCUUCGGGAGUUCGACGGAGCUCACAUUCAACAAUAAUAAGAACUUUGACUUUGAACCGUCCACAGUAUUCGCCCCGCUGCCUACCUCCUUCCUCCAGCCCAUACCUCUCCAACCCCCGCCUCUCCGCCAGUUCAAACUGAGCCCGAUAACUGCACUGCCUUAAGACGUGACUGUUCAUGAAGUCUUACAUUACUUGAAAGAUGAAACACAGAAAAACAUAAAACAAAAUGCUGUUACAAGCCAGAAAGGAAGUGGAAUGGCUGGCUAAACGGAAACAAAGAGGCUGGGAGACGAUGUUGUGUUGAUUGUGUAUUGACCGAAGUGAUCGACUCGUCAUAAUCCCCAUGAAGCCAAAAGGCAAAGUGUGAUACUGGUUUCUUUUUGUAUUUCACCAUUCAUUUAUCCCAUUCGACAUUUUAGAAUCGCUUCAGACAAAGGCUGUGUUUUAAGGCUUACUCCGGCUCUGCGUUUUGAUAACCGUGUAAAUCUUGACUGGACAAGAUAACAUUUGUCAAUAUACUUGCUUCACUUUGCUCCACAAAAAAUGUCUUUGCUUAUAUUUAGCAUGUAUUGAUAAAGUCUACUUGUUCUAUAGAUAUUGACAGUUAUCAAAAUGGCAAAGUGGUGUAAGCCUACACGAAACUCAGACCUUAUUUCAAGUGGAUCUAAAAAUCCCCUAAGGAGGAAAAUAAUGAUGUAUGACAGCAAGGAGAUGCUUUUCCAGUUUUGCCGAAAGGUUUUAUGGGGAUUACGACCCAUAAUAUUUUAGUCACAAUGGGACAUUUUAUUCUUGUGGUGAAAAGUCUGUGACUUUUUUCCUGCUACAGCUAGUAAAGCUGUCAGUUGUUUGAACUUUGAACUGCAGGUAAAACCCCUGUACAGAGGACUACUGCAAUACAUGCCUUAGGUUGAAAACGUGAUGUUUUGCCUAUUCACAAGCCCUGUCAAGGCAUUUUAACCUAAUUUAUUUUAUAAAACAUGUCUGUUCAUCUGUGUGUUUCUAAAAUACAAUUGUGGAUGUCAAUAAAUGUUUCCACCAAAAUGUAAA
Messenger RNA from Esox lucius (northern pike), 2260 nucleotides. RefSeq names its product dual specificity phosphatase 5 (gene dusp5). NCBI's taxonomy places the organism in Eukaryota, Metazoa, Chordata, Actinopteri, Esociformes, Esocidae. Gene Ontology annotation, molecular function: MAP kinase tyrosine/serine/threonine phosphatase activity; protein tyrosine/threonine phosphatase activity. The transcript is spliced from 4 exons. Gene Ontology annotation, biological process: protein dephosphorylation; endoderm formation; negative regulation of MAPK cascade. Gene Ontology annotation, cellular component: cytoplasm; nucleus. Bases 170 to 1375 code for a protein of 401 amino acids. The record is from RefSeq and is a predicted model, not a curated record.